Plasmodium falciparum 3D7 is the source of this 1710-nucleotide messenger RNA. RefSeq names its product NOB1 family endonuclease. Gene Ontology annotation, molecular function: RNA endonuclease activity. Gene Ontology annotation, biological process: maturation of SSU-rRNA; ribosomal small subunit biogenesis. Lineage: Eukaryota; Apicomplexa; Aconoidasida; Haemosporida; Plasmodiidae. Gene Ontology annotation, cellular component: nucleus; preribosome, small subunit precursor. The record is from RefSeq and is a predicted model, not a curated record.
AUGGAAGAGAAAAAGAAAUAUGUAUUAGAUUCGAACAGCUUAAUUAAAUUUAAAGAUUUUUUAUUUUACAAAUAUGAGUGUUAUAUAACUGAAGGGGUAAUAAAAGAAAUAAAAGAUGAGAAUUCCAAAAAGAAAUUAAUGAAUAUUCUUCCUCUUUUAAAAAUCGAAAAACCUGAAGAAAUAGAUAUAAAUUUUAUAAGAUAUUUUUCAAAGUUAACAGGGGAUUUGAAUUCAUUAAGUUCUGUAGAUAUAGAAGUUAUAGCAUUAACAUAUAUGCUUCAUAGGAAAUAUGGAGAUGUCACAAAAUUAAGAGCAACACCUUUAGAAACGAUUUAUAAAUAUGAUGACGUUAAAUAUGAAUAUAUGAAUGUUAAUAAAAAUGAUAAGAAAGAAAAAAAGAAGAAAAAGAAGAAACAGAAGAAAAUAAAUGAAAUCCAUUUUAAUGACCAUCAUAAAGAAAAAGAAACAGAUGAUGAAAAAGGAACACAUGAAGAAAAUGAGAAGGAAAAUAUUAAAAGAGAAGAUGAUCAUAAUACAAUACAAAUUGGGGAAGGUGAAUUAUUAAAACAAGAAAAAUUACAAGUAAGUAAUGAUGACAACAUGGAUGAUGAUAAUAAUCAUUAUGAUAAAAAGGAAAUUAUUUACUUAGAACAUGAUAAACAUUCACAAGGAGAUGAUAACUCCUUAGGUAAAAAUUAUAAGCUUUCCCAUAUAGAUGAUGACAUAUCGGAUAAAAGCAAUAGUCUUUCUUAUAAUAAUACGGACCUAUCGGAUGAUAACAUUAGCGAUUUUUUAGCAAGUGACGACGAAUAUGAAGAAUUGAAGAAAGGAAAGAAUAAAUUUAUUGGUUGCCAAACGAUAAAAGAAGAAGUGGUAAAGGUAUUGUCGAAUGGUGAUAAUAAUGAAGAUAAUGAUGAAGAUAAUGAUGUAGAUAAUGAUGAAGAUAAUGAUGUAGAUAUUAAUGAUGAUAAUAGUGAUGAUAAUAAUGAUAAUAAUAGUGAUGAUAAUAGUGAUGAUAAUAGUGAUGAUAAUAGUGAUGAUAAUAGUGAUGAUAAUAAUGAUGAGGGUGGUGAUUGGAUAAACCUUAACAACUUUGAUAAAAUAAAUUUAAAUAUUAAUAAAGAUGAAACUUUUAAAGAGACAGUUGCUUGUAUAACUACAGAUUAUGCUAUGCAAAAUGUGUUGUAUCAAAUCGGAUUAAAUGUAAUAACUAUAGAUGGUUAUAAAAUAAAUUCAAUAAAAUUAUGGGGUUAUUUUUGCACGUCUUGUUAUUUUUUUAUGAGAACAAAUAAUUUAUUAUUUUGUUCGAAAUGUGGAAAUAAUAAUCUAAGAAAGGUUAAUGUUCAUGUUGAUAAUGAUUCAAAAAAGUUAAUUGUUAAAAUCCCACAUAUAAGAGUUAAUAUAAAAAAUACAAUUUUUAGUAUACCCAAAAAAAAAUAUCAUAACAAUAAUAAAAAUAAAUUUGAAGAUAAAUUACAAAUUUUUAGAGAAGAUGAAUUGUUAAUAGGAGGAAGGAAACAAUUUAUAUCUCAUCAAAAAAAAUUAUAUGAAUCACAAAAAAAUAUUAACGAUCCUUUUAAUGAUGAUAAUUUUUAUGAUACAUCCAAUUGUUUUAUUAGAACCAAAUUGAAAAGUGGAAAAGUCGCUGUCUUGAAAAAUCCAAAAAUUCUUGUUGGGGGAAAAAAAAAUGUCCACAGAAGGAAGAAAUGA